This is a messenger RNA of Rotaria sordida, 440 nucleotides long. The record is from the annotation of a GenBank genome assembly. Lineage: Eukaryota; Metazoa; Rotifera; Eurotatoria; Philodinida; Philodinidae.
GGAGAAUGUCAUUUAUUUAUUCGGUAAGAUAAUUCUGUUUCAAUACACAUAAGUUUCGACAUCACGCCAUAAAGUAGAUAAAUAUGUAUAGAAAUGAGAAAGACACGUUAUUACUUCAAAUAUAUAAUAUAUCUGACGAUAAAAUUUGUCUUAUUUGUUUGUCUGUUACUUGUUGCUGAUUCUCUUGUGCAGUUUAUAUUUCGUUUGUAUUAUCUUUGGUGAAAACACGAAAUAUUGUAGCUCAUCCAUUCAGUGAAGAUCAUACUCGUGAUUAUUUGAUAAAUUUAACUGAAUAUGGAACAAGAGUAAGUAAUACACAUGGUCAUUUUCAUGCACGUAAUUUUCUCAUUUCAAAAAUAAAAGGCAUAUGUUCAAUGAACACAAGACAUUGUCGAUGUGAGCUUGAUCUUCAAAAUUUUGCUGAUUCUUAUCGUAAUUAA